This is a messenger RNA of Papilio xuthus (Asian swallowtail), 1737 nucleotides long. Its product is annotated as venom serine carboxypeptidase. The coding region runs from base 110 to 1675 and encodes 521 amino acids. NCBI's taxonomy places the organism in Eukaryota, Metazoa, Arthropoda, Insecta, Lepidoptera, Papilionidae. The transcript is spliced from 8 exons. The record is from RefSeq and is a predicted model, not a curated record. Gene Ontology annotation, molecular function: serine-type carboxypeptidase activity. Gene Ontology annotation, biological process: proteolysis.
CUGUAGUUGAUCCUUUAUCAGUUGUCUAUGUGUGGUUAAUAAAUGUAACUUUUGUUUCCGAGUUUAGUUAAUUGUUUUUGUUUAAUUAGUCAAUAAGUUGUUAUCUAAGAUGAAAUUAGUUUUUACCUUAGUUUUUAUUUUAAGUAUAAAAAUAACAGAAUCUGUAACACCAGCAUUGAUUCUUACGCCUCUUAUUGAAGCGAAUAAAACUGAAGAGGCGAGAAAACUUGCUAGCGUUGAUCCUUUACUAUUCUUAAAUGUGACCAGCUAUUCCGGAUUCCUUACGGUUGAUAAAAAAUACAACUCAAAUCUAUUCUUCUGGUACUUCCCGGUUCCUGAUAAGCCAGUUGAUAAGACGCCAUGGAUUAUUUGGCUGCAAGGAGGUCCCGGUGCGACCAGUCUUGUUGGUGUGUUUGAUGAAGUCGGUCCAUUUGAAUACAAGAAAGAUUUAGGUUUAAAAAAACGUGAUUCCUCAUGGUGUAGGGAGUACUCCAUGGUGUUCAUCGAUAACCCAGUAGGCGCUGGAUUCAGUUUCACUGACAGCAAUGAUGGAUUCGCAAGAAAUAUGUCUAUGUAUUCCAACCAAUUGUACACAGCAGUCAAGCAAUUGGUUGUGCUGUUCCCUGUGUUACAAUCUAGCGAAUUAUACGUGGCUGGCGAAUCCUACGGUGGACAUUACAUACCGGCAUUCGCAAACAAAGCAUUGCAGGAGAUGAACGAACAUGGAAAAAUACCUUUUAACUUAAAAGGUUUAAUAAUGGGUAAUCCAGCGUUAGACCGCAAGGGGGAGACAAACUUCACCUCGGUUUUCUACAACUGGGGUCUGAUAGACCGGCAGGGGGUGAUCGCUGCCAGCUCCCUUCAGGAACAGUUUAUACAGGCCGUUCAAAAAGGAAAUUCCAGUGCUGCUGUUGAGCUUAGAAACUCGUUGCUCGACAAAUUGCAGCAGAUAGCUUUUAAGCCUGAUACGUAUAAUGUAUUGAAGAGUUAUCGGGAUUUGGAGGAUUUUAGUGAAUAUAUUGCAUUGGAGAAUGUCCGCGAGGCGCUGCAUGUUGGCAGCAUACGUUUCACCUUCAGCAAUCACAGUGUUCAUACGUAUAUUGUUGAAGAUUUCUUGAACCCAAUGUCACCGAUUAUGUCCUCUGUAUUGGAACAUUGCAGAGUCCUCAUCUAUUGCGGUCAGCUGGACUUGACAACGCCAUGUGUGCCAGCGGCGGAGUGGCGGCGCCAGCACUGGCACUGGAGCGGGCGCGAGAUGUUCCUGCGCGCGCCGCGCACACCCUGGUGGUACAACGAGUCUCGUGCUGGGUUCGUUAAAACCGGCGGAGGUUUUACAGAAGUAUUAGUCCAGGACGCGGGACAUCUCUCACCAAUCGACAAACCGGUACAGGUGCAGCAAUUAGUCUCCUACUUCAUCAGGGGCCUGGAUUUGCCAACACCACCAAACUAUCAAGUAGACCCGAAGAAUACGCCAGAGUAUACCGUACCAGAUAACCAGGAAACUGUACCAGAUUCUGGUACAGGUUAUAAAACUGGUUUGAUUGUGAGUGUCAGUGUGAAUGUUCUAUUAAUUAUGGGUCUACUUGUACUGGUCGUGUUCGCGGUGCGAUGGCGGAGGAGGAACGAGGAUUUCUUCUAUUCCCCACUCUCAGAUGGGAUUCUGUCUAUGACGUGAUAAAAUACUAUUAUUGUGAUAACAUUUUAUUUUUUUAUUUAAUCUGAGACCUGCCAUUAUUA